GUCAACAGUCUAGACUUGUUUUUUUGGUCGAAGGAGUGGUGAACAACUUCGCGGGAAAGAGGUUACAAUUGCGGGCUGAGCGUGUGGUGUCCCUAUAAUUAGUGACAUCGAAAUGAGGGGCAGGAGUCACAGCAGGAGCUAUAGCCCUCGCCAUGGAUGCAGUCCAAGGCGCGGUUAUAGUCCUCAGCGCGGUUAUAGCCCCCGCCGAAACCACAGUCCUCGGCGUGAUAGCCACAGUCCCUCCCAUCGCAGCUGUACUCCACCUCGCCGCAGGUAUACCUCUCCUCGUCGCAGCUACAGCCCUCGAAGGAGUGCCAGUCCAAGAAGGAAUGACAGGCGUGAUGAAUCGACGAGCUUGCUUGUGCGGAAUGUCUCCCGAGAUAUAAGGCCCGAAGAUCUCCGAAUUCCGUUUGAGCAUUUCGGACCCGUCAAGGACGUCUACCUGCCCAAGGACUACUAUACAGGGGAACCGCGGGGCUUUGGCUUUGUCCAGUUCAUGGAGCCAGAACAUGCGGUGGAUGCACAGUACCAUAUGGAUAAAAAGGUGGUUGGUGGCCGGGAAAUCACAGUUGUUUUUGCUGAGGAGAGCCGGAAGAAGCCUCAAGAAAUGCGCAAAAAGGAGAGAUCAAGGAGUUCUUUUCGAGGUUUCUUUGGACCAAUGGGUCGUCGCAGAUCACCUUACGGUUAUGGACCAUGGUCGAGGUCACGCUCACGCUCACGAUACUCACCAUCGCCUCCACCAAGACGUGUGAGGUACUCUCGUUCUAGCUCAUUGUUGCACUCACGCUCUCGAUCGCGCUCACCCAGAGCGUACCGGUAUUCGAGAUCGAAUUCCCGAAGUGUGUCACCUGCCCCCCGAAGGCAUCGACGUGAAGUUUCCCGGUCACCCACUGACUCUAGUUCUCCGCCGAGACGGGACUCGUACAAUGCUCGAAGAUAUAGCCGGCCAACCUCGCCGUUGCAGGGGCAUUAUCGGCACCGAUCGUCACAGUCGCGGUCUAUAUCUUCUCGUGCAAGGCAGUAUUCAGAAUCACCUUCUGGGAGAUAUGGGUCAGGACAUCCAAGAAGGGAGAAUGUGUCUGAGGAAGCAGAUGGAGGCAGAAGAAGGGUGUACAGCAGUGAUGGACGGAAUAGAAGAGAGCGAUCUCUGGAUGGAAGUUUGCAGGAGUCCUCUGAGCAGUGAACAGAGUUGUUAGCUCUGAAGAAUGAAGGCGUUUUUUUUCCGUUAACAAGUUUGCAGGAGUCCUCUCAGCCGUGAACAGAGUUAUUAAAGCUGAAGAAUGAAGGCAUCUCUGUGGACAAGGAAGUCGCUAUGCUCGUUCUGUCUCUCAAGGCAGCCAUGCAUUUCCUGUGAACCAACUGCCAGCUGCAGGGUUGUUUGAGGUGGUCUGUUUCGUUGUGAGCCCUGGGACAUCGAACAGUUUCCCUGAAAAGCAGAAAGCGGGAUUUCCAGAAACUCUGCUCUUCUUCGAAAAAAGUGCCAUGAGAGGGGACUGGAGACAGAGAGGCUGCAUCAUUCUCUGGUGCGGAAUAUCGUAGCGGUGUAGAGAACAUGCUGAAUCGGGACUGUGGUUGCUGUGCAAUACCGAGGUUGUUGAUAGGGUGAGUAUUGACGGAUGGAUCAUGGUAUGCCGAGGAGCCUACGUGUUUUGGGAUUUUUGGCAUUAUACUUCAUCAUAGGUUUUGGCUUGUGUGAUAGGGGUAGAGCUCUUGGUUGUUGCUUUAGAAGCUGCAUAGCGAGGCUUGUUGGAAAAAAGAGGACUGCAGGACACUUGAAGAAGAGGAGAGUGCCAUGUAGUCAGUGGUGCCUUGCUUGGCCUACCAUACGUAGAAAAUUGACGACCCCCUUAAGUUCCUCUGGAGAAGAAAAAAGCUUCUGAUUCAUUGUUAUGAGGGUUUGUCAAAGUGCUUCCUAAAAGAGAAGAGCUUGGCAAACUGCAGAAAGGGUUUCCCUUGGAGGAGACAAAAGUUCCGAUGUAUUGUUACGAGGAUUUGUAGAAGUGUGUCUACAAAGAAAGAAAUUGACACACUGAGAACUAUUGUGGUAUUUUGAGGAGUUAAUGAACGAGGCAGUGUGAGAAGGUAAUGAAGGCGGCGUUGUGUGUUCUGUGUUUGUGGAUGUGUGGCGUACCAUCGUUCUAAUAGGAGCAAUAUUUCUGAAGUCAUGUGUUGUUAGCAGUGAUAGUGAAUGUGAGUUGAAUUUGUCAAUCCUGCUCCAUCCUCGCCAGGUCGGGGAGGAAGCGUACACAUUCCGAAAGCCGGGAAUAUCUGCGAACGCAGCCGACGUGUGAAGUGUUGCACGUGCUAUGGAAUAGACUUUAUUGUGGCAAAUGUGGUGUACAGCUGUAAGUAAUGAAUGCAGAACAUUCUA
Molecule: messenger RNA, 2371 nt
Organism: Chara braunii
Lineage: Eukaryota; Viridiplantae; Streptophyta; Charophyceae; Charales; Characeae
Source: the annotation of a GenBank genome assembly